GAAACCCUAACUUUCAACUAUUUUUGUCCCCAAUUUUGUUGUGUCUCUCUACUUGUCUUUCUUACACACAGUCUCGCUAUCUUGGUCUAAUCGGGCAUUACGUAUUUUUAAGAUUCUAUGGAAGAGUCGGAGAAAAGAAGAGAAAGAUUGAAAGCAAUGCGUGAAGAAGCUAACUCUGAAGCUUCUCACAGUGUUGGCACCUCUACGCCAACUAUUAACCUUGCUAAUCCUUUAGUAGAGACUUCUUCAGUUCCGCAGAGACCAACUGGUGCUCGAAGGUUUGACUAUUAUACGGAUCCAAUGGCAGCUUUCUCCGGAAAUAAAAGGACUAACAACCACUUGUACCAGGCUCCACCAAAUUCUCUUCCUUCUCCUAUUACUCAGCCAACACAAUCAUAUCCUUCAGCAGGACCAAGGAACUUUUACCCAAUUCCUCCUCCCAGUCAUCAACCGCAGAGAGCGUUUGAAGCUAAUCCUCAUCACAGUCCCAAUUCUUGGAGAAGCCCUGUUGCCCCUCCAUUUUAUAGGAAUCGCGGUCCUCCACCUGAAGCUUGGAAUAGACCUAGUGGCACAGGUGGGUAUGGCUACCCAUCCAACUCCUCGGGUUUUGGUGGUUAUCGGGGCACUGGUUUUGGGCGUGGAGUCAGUCCUCGCCCGAGUGUCAACCCCUAUCCAGGAAGCGGUAGUAGUUACACGUUCAGCAACAGUCCAAACCAUGGUACAGGACGAGGUGGUGGAAGAGGAAGGGUUUCUCAUGCUUGCACAUCUGCAAGGGAGAGACCUGAAAUGUUUUACAACAAGUCCAUGAUGGAAGACCCAUGGAAAUUAUUGAAACCUGUUGUAAGGAAUUCAGUUGGAUCAGAGGAUUGGCUUCCGAAAUCCAUCACUAAGAAAAAGCCCAGAACCUCGGAAUCUACCAGCAAUGUGGGUUCUCAACAAAGCCUUGCCGAGUUCUUGGCUGCUGCUUUAGUGGAGGCUACUAGCGAUGCCUCCAAUUUAUAAGAGGGUUUGUGUGGAGGAAGUGGGCAAACAUAUUCGUAGAGCCUUCGUUGAACUUCUCACCUACUUUCGUAAAUGCAGCAGGAUCCAUCGAUUUAUGUACUUUCUGUUGGCAUUUGUGACGUCUACAGAAAGCUGUAGGAGCUGCAACUAUGUUCCCCCACCCAUGUCAAUGACACUUCCGACAUUUCACAUAUUUGAAAUGAACCGGUUACAACAGAACAGAUCGCGGAUAGGAAAGAAAAUUUUCUGUUGAGAAUUCUCUUUUCCCAAAUUCUAUGAGAAAACAGCAAUUGAGGUGAUGAAUUUUAUCAGUUCAUAAAUUCUAAGAGAGUGCUGUUUUUGAGUUUUUUGAUUCUUUUUCUGGUUGAUGUAAAUGUAUGAAAAGUUUAGGUGUUGGUUGCACUAAGGAAUCCUAACUGCUAAUGAUUCAAGAAAUUCAUAUCUCAUUCCCUGUA
This is a messenger RNA of Papaver somniferum (opium poppy), 1457 nucleotides long. Its product is annotated as protein SICKLE. NCBI's taxonomy places the organism in Eukaryota, Viridiplantae, Streptophyta, Magnoliopsida, Ranunculales, Papaveraceae. Gene Ontology annotation, biological process: mRNA splicing, via spliceosome; miRNA processing. Bases 118 to 1002 code for a protein of 294 amino acids. The record is from RefSeq and is a predicted model, not a curated record. The transcript is spliced from 3 exons.